CUCGCGGUUGCCAUGGCCCCGUUUGACGUCACGGGCAGUGUGGUGCCCGUGCGUUGCGGCGCUGUGAUUGGCGGAGACCCCGUGUGCGGCGCUGGGAGAGAGGCUGCAGCGGAGAGAGCAGCAGGGCUAGAAAGAAAAAUCAGCAUGGAUAAAAAUGAGCUGGUGCAAAAGGCCAAACUGGCUGAGCAGGCUGAGAGAUAUGAUGACAUGGCAGGCUGCAUGAAGUCUGUGACUGAGCAAGGAGCUGAGUUGUCCAAUGAGGAGAGGAAUCUUCUCUCUGUUGCUUACAAAAAUGUCGUAGGAGCCCGUAGGUCAUCUUGGAGAGUCGUCUCGAGUAUUGAACAAAAGACGGAAGGUGCUGAGAAAAAACAGCAGAUGGCCCGAGAAUACAGAGAGAAAAUUGAGACAGAGCUAAGAGACAUCUGCAAUGAUGUGCUGUCUCUGUUGGAAAAGUUCUUGAUUCCUAACGCUUCUCAAGCAGAAAGUAAAGUUUUCUAUUUGAAAAUGAAAGGAGACUACUACCGUUACUUGGCUGAGGUUGCUGCUGGGGAUGACAAGAAAGGGAUAGUGGAGCAGUCACAACAGGCGUAUCAAGAAGCUUUUGAAAUCAGUAAAAAGGAGAUGCAACCAACACAUCCAAUCAGAUUAGGUCUGGCUCUGAACUUCUCUGUGUUUUACUAUGAGAUUCUGAAUUCCCCGGAGAAAGCCUGUUCCCUUGCAAAGACUGCUUUUGAUGAAGCCAUCGCUGAACUUGAUACGUUAAGCGAAGAGUCAUACAAAGACAGCACGCUAAUAAUGCAAUUACUGAGAGACAACUUGACAGUCAAUUGACACAACUUUCAGUUUUCUGUGCUCCACAAUUGGCAAAUCCACUACAUCAUUGAAUAACUACACUUUCUGGCUUAUUUGUGGACAUCGGAUACCCAAGGAGAUGAAGCUGAAGCAGGAGAAGGAGGGGAGAAUUAACCAGCCUUCCAACUUUCGUCUGCCUCAUUCUAAAAUUUACACAGUAGACCAUUUGUCAUUCAUGCUGUCCCACAAAUAGUUUUUGUUUACGAUUUAUGACAGGUUUAUGUUACUUCUAUUUGGAUUUCUAUAUUUCCCAUGUGGUUUUAUGUUUAAUAUUAGGGGAAUAGAGCCAGUUAACAUUUGGGGAAUUUAUCUGUUUUCAUCUGAGGUGGCCAAUAUAGGGUUGUGAAAUUUUUAUACAAGUUUUACAUGUUUGGCAUAGUACUUUUGGUACACUGUGGCUUCCCACAAGGUGGCCAGGGUUAAACAACUUCCUAUGUUGAGCAAAGAAAACUGCUUGCGUAUUGGUCUGUCAUGAUGGGGGAAAAAAGGGAUAAUCAGUUGCAGCCACAGGUGUAGUUAGUGUGAGUACUUCAAAGCUGAAGCAUACCAUGGCUGUGGGGAAACAGAUGUCCCAUGGAUAUUGCAUGUCAAGCAUGUGAAAUCCUAUGGAAUAUAUAAUCAAGUGUACAUCUUUGAUUGCAGCUGAAAAGCGUUCCUUAAGAUAGUUUUGAUCACCCAGUCAACUUUCUCUAGAGAAGGGCAGAAACGGUUCACAUUCCAUUAUUUGUAAAGUUACCUGCUGUUGCUUUCAUUAUUUUUGCUACACAUUUUAUUUGUAUUUAAAUGGUUUAGGCAACCUAAGAACAAAUGUACAAGUAAAGAUGCAGUAAAAAUGAAAUGCUUGAUAUCCAUAACUACACUGUAUAUUGAGCACAGCAGUAAAACAAAAACCCAUGUAUUUAACUUUUUUAGGUUUUUUGCUUUUGUGAUUUUUUUUGAUACUUGCCUAACAUGCAUGUGCUGUAAAAAUAGUUAACAGGGAAAUAACUUGAGAUGAUGGCUAGCUUUGUUUAAUGUCUUAUGAAAUUUUCAUGAACAAUCCAAGCAUAACUGUUAAGAACAUGUGUAUUAAGUUGAUGUAAGUGGAAUAAAAGUUUUAUGAAUGGACUUUUCAA
Molecule: messenger RNA, 1967 nt
Organism: Mauremys reevesii (Reeves's turtle)
Lineage: Eukaryota; Metazoa; Chordata; Testudines; Geoemydidae
Gene: YWHAZ
Product: tyrosine 3-monooxygenase/tryptophan 5-monooxygenase activation protein zeta
Exons: 7
Coding region: 13-831 (272 amino acids)
Biological process (GO): signal transduction
Cellular component (GO): cytoplasm
Source: RefSeq, a predicted model, not a curated record